Molecule: messenger RNA, 490 nt
Organism: Protobothrops mucrosquamatus (brown spotted pit viper)
Lineage: Eukaryota; Metazoa; Chordata; Lepidosauria; Squamata; Viperidae
Product: solute carrier organic anion transporter family member 4A1-like
Exons: 5
Biological process (GO): transmembrane transport; sodium-independent organic anion transport
Cellular component (GO): membrane
Molecular function (GO): protein binding
Source: RefSeq, a predicted model, not a curated record
AUGCCCAUGGCUGGAGUGACCCAGAUGCACGACGGAAGCCUCUUACUGCAAGGUCACCUCAACCUGUCUGACCCCUGCAACAUGGAGUGCCACUGCCUGCGUGAGACCUACAAUCCGGUGUGUGGGAACGACGGCAUAACAUAUUACUCAGCCUGCCACGCUGGUUGCAAAAAAGCCUCAAUAAAUCACGACAGUCGGGAAAAGGUUUAUCAUGAAUGCAGCUGCAUUGUUGGCCCCAACGCUCCGGUCUCUGGCUUGGCUACGGCAGGGAAGUGUACAUCUUCAUGUGAAAGAAAGACUCUUCUUUUGAUUUUCAUGUUUGUUAUCAUUCUCUUCACAUUCCUAAGUAGCAUUCCUGCGUUGACAGCUACAUUGCGGUGUGUUUCCGACAGACAGCGAUCAUUUGCACUAGGAAUCCAAUGGAUUGUUGUGAGAACACUAGGGAGCAUCCCGGGCCCCAUUGCUUUUGGGUCAAUGAUUGACAAGUCAU